CCUUUCGUUUGUACUGGCUUUCACGACGAAGAUAUUUUUUCCGUCGUAUCGGUCGUAUCGCACUCGACCGAUGUGUAAUUUCUGAAUGCGGAUGAAAAAUAGAGUUAAAUAGAUGUAUGUAUUAAUCAAUAAAUAAAAUAUCUAGUUUUAUGAGUGUCCUGCACGCACUGACUGCGGACAGAGAAUAGAGAAGUUUAUAAAAUAGAGUGAUAAUCGGGGUGGGCUCGUGCGAGCCAUUUGCUUUGGUUUCAAUGCACCUUGAAACGUCAUAUCAAUGUGUCUAUCUAAUAUCGAUGGAAAAGGGUGACAAGUCAAAAUGAUAUGAGAAUCAUUUUUAGCAAUACGAGGGAGUGAAUGAAAUGAAUGAAAUAGUGACCGACUAUCGUCGUGAAAACUGGUGCCAUUUGUAGGCCAAUCAACAUUGGUUUGUGGAAUUUGGUGUGCUUUAACGUUUGCAGUGGUCAGUGAAUUUGCGUGUUUCACCUGAAGGUAUCGGCGACAUAGCUUGAUAGACUCUUGCUUGCAAAAGUAAUCCUUUGUUUUUAAACAUUGAUACGGACUUUAUCUUGUUGCAAUGUUGAUUAAACGAGGAUCAUUCAUGACGUUUCGAUAAAAGGUGUAACGCCAUUAGAGAGAUAUUACGAUCAAAGACGGUUGUUACAAUUUCAUUUUCAUUUUCGAAAAUUUUUUUCCUUUAGCGACCUCGAUCAGUGCAAGUAUCGUGAUGGAGAGUUCCGACGAGCCGACGAGUCUGCAAUCAAUUUGCCACUUACACGCAUCUGAACUUUUUCCAAAACAUGCUCAUUUUGAAACUGAAGAUCCAUCAUUAUCCGUACCCUUUACUCCUCUCAGUGGAGAAUUUGUGGUUGCACUUGGUCGUACUUCUGAUGGAAUUUUAGCAUUAUCAAACUAUAGACUCUACCUACAACUCGGUCAGACAUGUUACAAUAUACCACUGGGUCUCAUUGAGCAGCUAGAAGUCAAAGAAAUAUUUUAUCUUCAAAUAGGGUGUAAAGAUGCUCGCUCAGUCAGUUGUGCAUUUGCAACGAAUGAACACUGCUUAGAGUGGUUCAAGCGUUUACACAAAGUGACUUAUCCAAGAAAAAGUGUAGAAGAUAUUUUUGCCUUCGGUUAUUAUGCUUGGUCCAUGGAAGAGGGAAAGGAGUAUGCGAGACUCGGAAAAGAUACGAAUACUUAUAUCGCCGUUUUUAAUGCAGAAGUGGAACGAUUAAAAUUCAAUCUUCAUGGGAGUUGGCGCAUAAGUCAAAUAAAUAAAGACUACCGAAUGUGUCCAUCGUAUCCCCCUCAACUCCUCGUACCAGCGUGCAUUACUGACGACACCUUGGAGGUCGUAGCGAAAUUCCGAAGUUCUCGAAGGAUUCCUGCCGUGGUUUGGAGACAUGUAAAUAAUGGGGCAGUGAUAGCUCGUAGUAGUCAACCAGAAGUGGGUUGGCUGGGUUGGCGAAGUUCCGAGGACGAAGAUUUAUUGAAGGCAUUGUCAGACGCUUGCUCUUAUGAUCGCGGAGAAUCAACUAUUGAAUCUCCAAUAAACUACUCUGAUCCUUGUGAUGAGUUGAUACCAAACACUACGAAAAAGGUUCUGAUUGUCGAUGCAAGAUCUUAUACAACAGCUGUUGCAAAUAGAGCACGAGGUGGAGGGUGCGAGUGUCCAGAGUAUUACCCAAGUUGUGACAUACAAUUUAUGAACUUACCAAAUAUUCACUCAAUCAGAAAGAGUUUCCAUGCUGUAAGACAGCUUUGUGCGUCAGAUGCCGAUCAACCGAAUUGGUUGAGCCUUUUGGAAGGUACCAGGUGGCUUCAGCAUAUGUCUGGCCUUCUUCGGGCUGCUGUCACAGUGGCCUCUGCUAUCGAACGAGAUGGUAGACCAGUUCUUGUUCAUUGCAGCGAUGGAUGGGACCGCACACCACAAAUUGUCGCGCUUGCUCAGAUAUUACUUGAUCCUUAUUAUCGUACGAUGGAGGGUUUUCAAAUACUUUGCGAGAGAGAAUGGUUAGACUUUGGACAUAAAUUUGCUGAUCGAUGUGGUCAAACUAUCGGCUGUGAGGACCCCAAUGAGCGAUGUCCAGUUUUUCUACAGUGGUUGGACUGUGUGCAUCAGCUGAUCAGACAAUUUCCGUGCAGUUUUCAAAUGUCUUCGGCGUAUAUUGUAAAAUUAGUACAACAUACGUACUCUCAAUUAUUUGGAACAUUUCUGUGCAACACUCGACAAGAGCGGCUGCAAUCCAGGAUCCGAGAACACACCUUCUCUGUGUGGCGUUUUCUCAAUUCAGUUUCUUUCGUUAAUCAUCUGUAUUCACCCUCGAAAGAUCUGGUAUUGUGGCCACGGUGCAAUGUUCGUGAUCUUGUUCUUUGGUCCGAGGUAUACUUGGACUCUAUGGAGAUAUCACCCAAGCCGGACAAACAGCGCGUACCUCUCAUUGACAUCGAGGCGGGUGAAAUAGAGGAGCUCCAGGGCCAAAUGACGAAAACACGUUCUUAUGGAGAUCUAAUUCACACCCAAGAUCACGUAGUGUACCUGCACCGCAGAUUGAGCGAUCCCAGUAUUUCAAUUGAAAAAAAAUUUGGCUCGAUGAAUCUCGAGAAUGAAUCAGAUAAGACUGAAGAUACAUCCACUGAUGACAAUAUCUGUGGAGGAGAUCCUAAACCAUUCGAAAGUGAUCCACAUAAGAAGAACGAUCAUGUCUAUCAAGUGACGAAUGAUUUACCAGCUGACGUGUCAGUGGAGAGUUCUACAGAUACUUUGAUACCGAACAUUGAACCGGCCUUGCAGACAGAUAACGGGGAAACACCCACAACACAAACGACGUUACCACGGGACAACACAACGCCUUGGGUAGAAAAUCAGGGAAUCAGCCGUAAUCAGUGUUCCUGCAAUCGAUCAAAUCAGGAAGGUAGUGAUAUCAGUGAGACGAGUGCUGCAGUAAUUUCAAGGACUCCGAGCAGCAUUUGUCCAGCAUCACCUAGCCAUCACGACUUUUGUUUGGACAGCCCAGAUAGUUUGGACGACGUAGACGGACUUCCUGUUAUUCACUGUGACGUUCAACUGCGUGUUCAACAAAUCAUCAUUGAACACAAGGUUAAAGAGGAGGCCCUACGAAAGGAGCUACACACGACGCGGCUGGCCCUCAUACAAAAAGUCUGUACUAAUCACACUGCAGAAACUGAUCGCAUUGAUGAGAUUGGUUCAUUGCCAGAUUCGGUAGGUAGUGUGGGUGAUCAUGGCGAAUCAUUGCCAUCGGACAUGUCCUGGGAGGCUGUAGAAGAACUCGGACCGGCUCCAACCCUGUGGGUACCCGAUCAUGCUGUUAACAGAUGUAUGGGUUGCGAUACCGAGUUUUGGCUUGGUCGACGAAAACAUCAUUGCAGAUGCUGUGGUAAGAUAUUUUGCGCUGACUGUUCGGAAAAUUCGACUCCAUUGCCUUCUGAGCAACUCUACAAUCCUGUUCGUGUCUGUAGCGAAUGCUUCUCACGUCUUCACCAUCAUCCCUCCGGUUCGUGUCAGUGUAUGCGUCAUUCCGGCAUAUCCGAGAAUGAUUCCAUAGACACCCCAUCGAACUCAGAGAUGACAGUAAUGUCAAAAGAGGGAUGCAAUGAGACCUCGUUGCUGGUUAAUCAGCAGGAACCACGACCGCCGGCGACGAUCAGUCAGGCUGUGAACUAAUGACUCAAAACAAAAAUCGCAAUGAAUAGACAGGAAGCCGCAACUAGCUUUGCAGACCUUACAAUUCAAAAUUCAUAAAUUGAGAAAAAAGUAAGGGUCGUAUUUAUACAAAAGAUUUGUAAACGACAUAUAUAUAUAUAUAGAUAUGUGUAUAAUUAUAUAUAUUAUAUAUAUAUGAUGAGCGUAAUGAAAAGAAAUCAUUGACCACGUUAAAAUCAACAUUGAGCGAUCAUAUUUAUUAAUAGAAUUAAUAAUAUUUGUACGAUGAUGUGUAUAGAAUCGGCAGUUGGAGUAGCUGUCUAUGGCGGGGGAGAGGAAGUGGAAUUGAGUUUUAGAAAUGAUUAAAUUGAAGUAAAACCAAAUUGGUGAAGAGAAUCAAUGUAGAAUAACUUCAUCAUAAUUCAAAGUCGUAAUUUUUUUGUUUCAUCUAGGCGUAACGAGAUCUAUUCUGGAUUUAUUUAAAAAAAUUAUACAUUAUUAUCUUUUUUAUGUUUUUACAACAUAAAAAGGCAAAAAUGUUAUUAAUUUUAUAGGCUGUGACUGAUGCAUCGUUAGCAGGGGUAAUAGCUGGAUCUAAGCAGGAACUAUGUUGCGCAUGAUAUCGUAAAGCUAAUGAUGAAACCUAUACAUUUUGAUCCAUCUCAUUGUAUUUGUAUAUUACGGUCCUGGCGCCAAGUAUUGGUCCCUCCGUAUCUGAUCGAUAAUACACACAUUUGAUGCUCUCCUUAUCUCUUUUAAUGAGACAAUUUUAAUUUUUCUUAAUGGCAUUUGCGUGCAUGUUUGGAACAAUUAUAAUUUGUUGGAGCGAAUUAUUGGAUUUUCAUUAGGCCAGAAUAAUUGAAAUGUAUGAAUUUUAAUGAACCGAAUGGGAAAUUUAUGAAUACACUUCGAUUCGCAUAAU
Messenger RNA from Fopius arisanus, 4583 nucleotides. RefSeq names its product myotubularin-related protein 4. NCBI's taxonomy places the organism in Eukaryota, Metazoa, Arthropoda, Insecta, Hymenoptera, Braconidae. Gene Ontology annotation, biological process: regulation of autophagy; phosphatidylinositol dephosphorylation. Gene Ontology annotation, cellular component: cytoplasm; membrane. Gene Ontology annotation, molecular function: metal ion binding; protein phosphatase binding; phosphatidylinositol-3-phosphate phosphatase activity. The record is from RefSeq and is a predicted model, not a curated record. Bases 725 to 3682 code for a protein of 985 amino acids. The transcript is spliced from 5 exons.